CUAGAAAACGUCCAACACAUAGUUUUUGUCUCUGCGGGUAAAGGUGGCGUAGGCAAGUCGAGUGUGACUGCCAAUCUCGCUGUUGCACUUCGAAACCGCAACCUGAAUGUGGGGAUUCUCGAUUCCGACAUCUUCGGGCCCAACAUCCCCAAACUGAUGGGUCUGCGCGGAGAACCGCGGAUCAGCGCCAACAGAAAGCUCAUCCCGCUGAUGAACCACGGGAUCCAGACGAUGUCUAUGGGGUAUCUUGUGCCUGAAAAAGCGGCAGUCGUCUGGAGAGGCCUGAUGGUGCAAAAAGCGCUGCAGCAGCUGCUUUUCGACGUAGAGUGGCGCAAUCUGGACGUUCUGCUGGUGGACACGCCGCCGGGAACUGGUGACGUGCAAAUCACGCUGGGCCAGCAGCUGAAAAUCGACGGGGCCGUGAUUGUGACCACGAGCCAGGACCUUGCGCUCAGCGACGUGAGACGCGGCCUCACGAUGUUUGAGAAAAUCGGUGUCCCGAUCUUGGGCAUUGUCGAAAACAUGAGCGUGUUCACGUGCCCAAAAUGCCACCACGAGGAGCACAUUUUCGGUGAGAGCGAGGAACUCAAGAGUCUGCAGCAGCAGGGCGUGGCGCUUCUGGGCCGCAUCCCGCUUUCAAGAGAGAUGUGCGGCUCUGUGCUGCCCGCCACAGACAGGCACAGCCAGACAGGUGCUGUUUUCGAAGCGAUUGCCACCGAGGUGCUGAAAAAAAUAUCCUAG
This is a messenger RNA of Ogataea polymorpha, 741 nucleotides long. RefSeq lists its product as uncharacterized. The transcript has a single exon. The annotation marks the transcript as partial. Gene Ontology annotation, biological process: iron-sulfur cluster assembly; mitochondrial respiratory chain complex I assembly. Lineage: Eukaryota; Fungi; Ascomycota; Pichiomycetes; Pichiales; Pichiaceae. Gene Ontology annotation, molecular function: ATP binding; 4 iron, 4 sulfur cluster binding; ATP-dependent FeS chaperone activity. Gene Ontology annotation, cellular component: mitochondrion. The record is from RefSeq and is a predicted model, not a curated record.